Messenger RNA from Paramormyrops kingsleyae, 3636 nucleotides. It is a transcript of the gene neff1, whose product is annotated as neuronal intermediate filament family member 1. The record is from RefSeq and is a predicted model, not a curated record. Gene Ontology annotation, biological process: intermediate filament organization. Gene Ontology annotation, cellular component: cytoplasm; intermediate filament. Gene Ontology annotation, molecular function: structural constituent of cytoskeleton. NCBI's taxonomy places the organism in Eukaryota, Metazoa, Chordata, Actinopteri, Osteoglossiformes, Mormyridae.
CGCCGUCCUGCUCAGACCGCACUUGCUUCUCUCAGCCUCCUUCUUUCCCGCAUACAUACCGCGCGCACACACACGCACGCACAUACACACACAGACACACACGAUCACUGAUAACAGACCACUCUGCAGCAGGUGAAGAAGAGCACUCCGGUGAUCGUUCCCUUUCAAGAUGAGUUAUUCUAGUGACAUGUACUCCAGCAGCUCCUAUCGGAAGAUCUUCGGCGAUGCUCCACGGAUGUCAGGACGCAUCUCAAUGAGCAGCAGCCCGUCCCGUAGCUCGACGACAUACCGCUCUAGCUCCCAGCUUCGUGGCUAUGGCUCCGCACCCACAAUGCUGCCCUCCAGUUACCGCAGCAAGCUGGGCGCCGGUCGCAGCGGGUUCUCCUGUCUGCCGGAAUCCAUUGACUUGUCGCAAUCCACGGCCAUCACCAAUGAGCUGAAGAUAAUUCGCACGAACGAAAAGGAGCAGCUGCAGGGCCUGAACGAUCGCUUCGUCACCUUCAUCGAGAAAGUGCACAACCUGGAGCAGCAGAACAAGGUGCUGGAGGCAGAGGUCACCCUGCUGCGCCAGCGCCACUCGGAGCCGUCACGUCUGCACGAUCUGUACGAGCAGGAGAUACGGGAGCUCAGGGCGAGGGUGGAGGAGCUUACCCACGAAAAGAGCCAGAUGCACCUUGACUGCGUGCAGAUGAAGGAGACGUUGGAUCGGGUGAAGGAGAAGCUGGAAGAGGAGACGAAACUCCGUGAAGAAGCCGAGGGCACCCUCAAGGGGUAUCGCAAGGACGUGGACGACGCCACCCUUUCACGCCUGGAGCUCGAGAAGAAAGUCGAGUCAUUGCUGGAUGAGAUUGCGUUCCUCAGGAAAGUUCAUGAAGAGGAGCUGCAAGAGUUGCAGGCAUCUUUGCAAGCCUCACAGGUGUCUGUGGAGAUGGACGUGAGCAAGCCCGACCUGGCGGUGGCUCUGAGGGACAUCCGGGCCCAGUACGAAACCCUGUCCUCCCGGAACCAGCAGCAGGCUGAGGAAUGGUACCGCUCCAAGUUCGCCAGUGUGACCGAGGCUGCAGCCCGUAACUCGGAUGUGGUGAAGCAGACGAAGGAGGAGCUGAGCGAGUACCGGAGACAGGUUCAGGCCCGCACCCUGGAGGUGGAGGCCCUUAGGGGCCACAACGAGGCUCUGGAGAGGCAGCUUGCUGAAAUGGAGGAUCGCCACAGUGGCGAGAUCGGAGAGCUGCAGGACACCAUCCAGCAGCUGGAAACUGCCCUGCGCAACACCAAAGGUGAGAUGUCUCGCCACCUGCGUGAGUACCAGGACCUCCUCAACGUGAAAAUGGCCUUGGACAUCGAAAUUGCCGCCUACAGGAAGCUGCUGGAGGGAGAGGAGUGCCGGAUGAGUAACGUCGGCGGAGCCAUGAUCAUGUCAGGCUUUAGCCACCUUGCUGCCCGCUCCUACGUCCUGGGUACCGCUGCCACCUACAGGAAGAUGGGCAGCAAGGCAGAGGAGGCAGAGGAGGAAGAAGAAGAAGAAGAAGGGGAGGAGGAAGAGGAGAAGGAAGAAGAGGAGGAGGGAGAGGAGGAGGAGGAAGGAGAGGGCGAGGAAGGCGAGGAGCAAGAAGAAGCUGAAGAGGAAGAAGAGCCGGAGCAGGAAGAAGAAAAAGAUGAAAAGAAGGGAGCCUCUGAGAAGAAGGGAAGCAAGAGCUAAACAUGCUGAGUCACUGUCAGUGUCCAGCAACACGCUCUGCUCUCCAUCCACAUUCCAUAGCAUCUGAUCCCUAAUCUCCAUCCUACACACACACACACAUAGACACACACACACACACACAUGCACACACACACACACACACACACACACACACACACACACACACACACUCGUCCCGUGAGUUUCCAUGUGCUUUGCUUUCUGGGACAGAGUCAGCUACCAGUUACUCGCAUCAGGCUAUAAAGUGACCAGUGUCAAUUUCAAAAACCAGAUCACAGUAAAACUAACAUUCAAUCACCACAACACACGCACACCUUUCCGUAGAAUUAGCAUUUGCAGAUGUAGCACAUGACCACAGUCGUUGUGUUCGCCUGAUGGCUGUGAGGGGUGGCGUGGUCACACCGUGAGGUCAGGGCCGACAGCAUGACUGCACGCUUGUUAGGUUCCGAUGUUUGAAUCCGAGGCCGGUUGGGUAGCACCCAGUUUCUGUACCCCAGAGUUAUGGUGCUGAUUAAUGUAGAGGCACUGAACACUCGCAUUACUGAGCCAAAGCAGACAGCAAACCAACACCUUCUGCAGCACAUUUAGACAUAUUGUGGGACAAAAUCACAGCUGGUAUCCUGCAUGCCCCCCCCCUUUGGCUUCACUCACCGGAUGAAGGUAUAGGAUGGUCCACCCAUUGCUGUUUUUCUUUCCAACACAUGGCAAAGUUUUCAUCUCGCCCAUCUUUUCUUACUUUGCCCAUUUAACUGCGCUAACCUCGGUCAAAGCAUGGCAGAAAACAAUAUAGAUUAAUAUCGACAAGAGCAGAGACAGAAGCCAAAGCUGCUUCCUGGGGAAUGAAUAUCCAGCAGGGAAUGAAAACAUAGAAAAGAUAAUUGCUACUUAUCAUUCUGCGCCUUUUAUGUUUCGAUUAAAAAUAUCACUCCUUGAUUGAUUCACUUAUCUUAACUAAAUCUUAGCUGAACCAGCUUCUCCUUAACGUUCAUCUUUGGGAAGAAAGACUGGAGCCAUUCUGCCUGACAGGAGGCCAAAGCAGCCCUUCAGUGUCGACAGCAGUAGGGUGUGAGGGCGUGUCUCUCUGUCUGGGGGAGGGGCUUACUGUUCACGUUUUUGGGGUGUGACUUUUGUGGUUUGCUUUGGACAGGUCAAAGGUCGUCUGGGGCUGACAGGGAUGGCACUCUUUUCCGGGGCUGCGUCUGACUCUCACAUGGGUGCCGUUUGCUGUGGAAGGGGCGGUUCCUGCAGUGAGUCACACAGAGCUAGCCUGAUGUAGUGGGGGUGGGAAUUAAGGAGGGAAGAAAAUCAGAUGGGCUGAGAAGAAACACCAGUGCAAAUAUCCCAUCUCAGCAAAAUUUGGAUGGUAGUAAAUCAGUCUUAUUGUUUUAUAGCAGUGUUUCUUCACCUGGCUCUGGGGACCCCUAGGUGGUUCACUGUUUUGUUCUCUCCCAGUUCCCAGCUAGACAGUCUACAUUCCAACAUGGACUCUCUGGGUAUACCUGAGUACUGGGUUGAGAAACACUGUACUAGAGAGAGUGAAAGGGGGCAGACACAGAGUUGGAGAGAGAGGGGGAGAGAACGGAGCCUUAAGAUAAAAGCACAGGACAAGCACAUGAACAGACAAACAGAGGAGAGAGCGACAGACCCCUGGUCUGCAGAUGUUGUUCAUUGAUGAGUGAAUCAGUCAACAGGCAGUGAAUGCAUGACCUAACUCUGGGUGCUUAAGAAGCAGUAGGGAACAGAGUGGGAUUGCCCACUGCUGACUGCCAUAACCACGAAGAGUGACAGCAACACAGUCUUCAUGCAGAGGCAGCGCGGGGGUGUCAACACUUACUGGCCUUUCUGGUCUUAAUGGUCAGCUACUGUGACUGUGUGUGUUGGAACCCAUGCAGUGGUAUUUCCAAGAAAGCUAAAUAAAGCCAUUUAUUAACCAAAAA